GUGUUCGACGCACAAGAGGCUGUCACCGUCAUAAAAACGUCAGGAGCGUCACCAGGGAGUCACGAAGAAAGACUUAUCGAAAGAUGCGAUGUGGCAGCAUCGCCAUCUGAUCCUCGCCCACCCAAGAAACGCUAUGGUAGUUCAGACGCGGGUAGCGUAGACGUGCCUCCUGCCGAAUCCCCUAGUGGUGCACAACUACCUCGAGCUGCUCCUCCGCCGUCUGCAUUCUGUGACGCGCGUCAGGUACCGACAGGUGAGCAGUUCUCCAAAUUUCUGUACAACUGGCAUAUGGCCGUGGAUAUGAUCAACACGACAAUGCCGACUGUGAUGAGAGGUGGCGAGCGCUUUUUAGCGGUUCAUAUGGUUCAGCUGAAAUUGCUCAGUAAAUUUCCUCCUGCAAUACCGGCAGAGAUUAUCUCACGAUUCACAAUGGUCUCACACAAGAUGAGUACCGUUGAAGCGUGGCAAUUCAACGCCAUCAAUGCCAUCAAAAGGAAAUUCGAUCUCGGAUGUCAGCUAUUCACUACUCAAGAUGAAGUAGUCCGACUCAACGAUGUACAGAUGUUCUAUUGGAAUGUCAAAGCAUUGAAUCUCAGUCGGAUUAUCAGCUUAGAAUUUCAGCAGUACGAUGCUCGAACUGCAAACACAAUGCGUGUACGAAAAGAAUUACGGGCGAUUGCCGAACAACAUCCAGCACCGCAGAUACCGCAAGACUGCCGCACAUCAACCAGUCGGACAAUCGGCCGAAGUGAUAAAUAUUGA
Cooperia oncophora is the source of this 762-nucleotide messenger RNA. The record is from the annotation of a GenBank genome assembly. NCBI's taxonomy places the organism in Eukaryota, Metazoa, Nematoda, Chromadorea, Rhabditida, Trichostrongylidae.